Messenger RNA from Tachysurus fulvidraco (yellow catfish), 3940 nucleotides. It is a transcript of the gene b3gntl1, whose product is annotated as UDP-GlcNAc:betaGal beta-1,3-N-acetylglucosaminyltransferase-like 1. The transcript has 9 exons. The coding region runs from base 339 to 1643 and encodes 434 amino acids. NCBI's taxonomy places the organism in Eukaryota, Metazoa, Chordata, Actinopteri, Siluriformes, Bagridae. The record is from RefSeq and is a predicted model, not a curated record.
UCUUGGCUUCUCCAAACAUGCGGAAGUGAAUGAAGUGCUUUACACGCGGCUGCUUCCGAACACGGAAUAAAUAACAGAAAAAAUCAGAUCAAAUCAGGAAAAUGUUAUGAAGUGAAUUAGUUUGCGAUUUACAUUUAAAAUUAUAUGGAUGAACAUCUCGGGCAGAAUAAUUGUUUGUGCUGCAUCCAGGCUACAAAGUGAACAUGAAGUCAAUCUGCAGCAUGUCAUGACUUUCUGAGUGUUUGUAGUUUCUCCUGGUGCUCAGAUGAACAGAGAAGUGCAGGAGGACAUCACUACAGAGCCUAGGGCUGUCAGUGUGGGGCUCACAGAUACCUCUAAUGAGUGUAAACAACACUGUGGGAUCCUCAGGCUUUGCAGGUGGCACCAAGGAGGCUCUUAUUGGCACUGUGGUAUUUAAAGGUACCACCAUGGACUCCUCUGAUGUAGAUGCCAUGAUGCAGAGUAAACAUGUCACUUUGGGGGAGAAAAGUGUCACUAUAGAGUCUUCUGUUGAUGUGCUGCAGUCUACAGAUGAUGCUUUGGGAUCUAAUAUGAUUUUACAGUCAAACACUGACGCUUUAGUGUCUAAUGAUGAUGCUUUGGGGUCUAGCACAAACUUACAGUCUAACAGCUCCGCUUUGGGGUCUAACAGUGUGGCUGUGGAGUCUAACGAUGCCACUUUGGGGUCUAAUGAUGAGAGUUUGGGGUCUAGCACGAACUUACAGUCUAACAGCUCCACUUUGGGGUCUAACGAUGCCACCGUGGUGUCUGUUGCUGCCACUUUGGAGUCUGACGGUGCUACUGUGAUAUCCACUGGUGCCUGUGAAACAGCUGAAGGCAGCAACAUUCAAGUGUCUGUGAUCAUACCGGUGUAUAACGGUGCUAAAUGGCUGGAUGAAUGUCUUCAGUCCAUCUCAGAUCAGGACUUUCAGGGCACUCUGGAGAUCUCAGUGUUUGAUGACAACAGUACGGUACGCAGACUUCAGGAUAACUCCAGAGAGAUUGCUGAAAGCUGGAGAGCGAGGAUGAGGAUGAGAGGCGUUACCAUGGUGAUAUCUGGCCAUAACACAGACAGACCAAGAGGAGUUGGAUUUGCCAAAAACAAAGCUGUUGCUCAAAGCUCUGGACAAUAUCUUUGCUUUCAGGAUGCGGAUGACGUCAUGAUGCCCCAGAGAGUGAGACUGCAGUAUGAACCUGCUGUUCUGAACCCCAAUACUAUUGUUGGUUGUCAGGUGAGGCGAAUUCCAGAAGGUUCCACUGAGCGCUACACCAGGUGGAUCAACACACUCAGUCCAGAGCAACUGCUCAUGCAGGAUCCUGUCACAUUUCAGGUUUACACCUCUCACGGACCGACGGUUGUCAUGCCGACAUGGUUCUGCUCACGUCUUUGGUUCCAGAAAGUCGGCCCUUUUGAUGAAGGAGGGAAGGGGGUUCCAGAGGAUUUGCUGUGGUUCUACCAGAGCCUUCGGCAGGGAGGGGGAUUGAUCAGGGUGGACGAGUGUUUGCUGAUUUAUCGCUACCAUGAGCAGGCGGCAACACACACUGUACUGGAGGAAUCUCUGACACUCGCCAAAUGGAAGGUUGUGAAUUUAAAUCCCAGGACUGCAGACAGCCGCUGUGUGGCCCUCAGCCAAGAGCUAUAACCCUGAAGUGCUCAGCUCUGUGCUAGCUCGGCAUUGUGCUCCACUGAAUAUCAAUGUUGUACAAGCAAUAAAUUUAAACCUCCUAACCUGGAAUGUCUAAUCUCUGAAUAACAAAGGGAUAAAAAAUGGACUUCUGCACAUAAAGCUCUCCUGAAGCCCAAGUUUGGAUCAUGACCUUAUAUCGACUGUAAUUAAAACAGAAGUAUUUAAUGCUGCAACAUUUAACACUACACAACUGUGUGAUCAGCCAUAUGACCUCAGACUGACACUGCUUUUACACUGGAGACUUCUUCCAUUAAAUGAUUUCAGAGUGAGAAAGAGACAGAGACGAGAGAGAGGGAGACAGACAGAGAGGGAGAGACAAACAGAGAGAGAGAGAGGAUAUGAAGUUAGAGUAAAAGUCCAGUUCUCUAUGAUGACUCACUGAUGCUGGACAGAAAUUAAAACUUUCUCAAUCAAUUCUAUUGUUCUCUCUGUGUGUGUGUGUGUGUGUGAGUGUGUGUGAGUGUGUGUGUGUGUGUGUGAGUGAGUGAGAGUAUGUGUGUGUGUCUUUGGUCAUUUAAAGAGCAUAAACAUCUGUUUCUCUGCAGAUGAUUACCAUAUGCUUCUUUUCAUGUUCUUGCAAAAAUCUAAUUAAAAUGAGUCAGUAAGAAUUACAACAAGAAUAAAAACAGACGUUUCCAUCUGUGUGUGUGUGGCAUGAGCUGAUAUUCACAUUUUCUUUCUUCAGAUUAUGAUAUAUGCCGUAGAAAUUGGGAGGAUAAAAAUGUUAGUGGCCUGAAUUUUUUUAUUUUAUUUUAUUUUUUUCUGAUGUAACAAAGUUUAUCUCAAUAUAUUUAAGUGAUAUUUACAGCUGUCAGUAGUCAGCAUUUUAAUCCUAACAAUAUAGAAAUGAUAAUAUAUGAGAAGAUAAUCCUUUAUUCUUCCCAGUAGUUAAACCGCAAAGGUAUAACAGCUAAAGAAAAAAACAAGGUGACUUAAAAUUCUAAGAAAUAUUAUAUAGAGACUUAAAAAGACUUCACAUAAAACAUAUAAACAACUAAAUAAGAAAAUUACAGGAUUAAAAAAAAUUGAUUAUAUAUAUACAAUAAUCGCAAUCAUUUUCAGUCUGUUAUAAAGAUAUAAAGUAAUAAUAAUAAUUAUAAUUAUAAUAAAAUGUGAUCUGAUUCUAAAAACAGACAAACUGUUAGUAUUCGGUGUACUUGUGUUACUGCACAUUCCCUGUAUGAUGUAAAGAAUCCCCAAAGCUGGAUGGUCCAGUUUGUGGAUGUUCUACUGGGAGCGGUGCUGCUUGGUUGGAGAGUCUCCCAGCAGCAGGGAUGAAGACCUGUAGUUCUGCCCUAUAGGAGCAGCACAGUGUCUCCAACAUUCAUGACCGUCAUCAUCUUCCUUUCUCCAACAACCUGCACACCAGGUCCAGAGAAAAUCUAAAUGUUUUGCUUGAUGCAAAAUUAAAAAUCCUACUAGAUUUGAGGAAUCAGGAAUUUUAACAAGGUGAAAUCUUUCGGAAUACCAGGAAUCUUCUCGGCAUGACUGGAAUGUUCACUCCUGCGUACUGAAUCUGUGGCAUGUGGAGGUCACUUGUUAAAAAAGCCCUCUCAUGGUGUGUGUGUGUGUGUGUGUGUGUGUGUGCGCGCGCGCACCCUUAUUACACUCUGUUCCGAGGACUAAUGACUCCCAGUCAGAAGACUUGUGUAAAGGAAGUCGAGUAUUUCUUUAAAUAACCUGAAGGACAGAUCCUCCUUUUCCUUCACUCUAUUUUCAUUCUCUCCUCCUUUUCCUUCUGUCUCUAUUUUCCUUCUCUCCUCAUUUUCUUUCUCUCUCUAUUUUCCUUCUCUCCUCCUUUUCUUUCUCUCCUUCUGCUUGAUGUAAAUAAUCUUAUUUCUUUUUGAAGAAAUGUGCAUAAAAACACAACGCUUGAUAAAAUGUUAGCAAAAAUAUGACUAGCAAGAUUUAAAAAUAAAAAUGACCCUUUUUUCAUCACACAUCUGGUUUGCUUGCGUUUCCGUAGCUAGCUGAAUGAAAAUAGGAACUUAAAUUGAAUUGUUAAUUAAUUUGUAAGCCAGCAUUUGUACAAUAAUAUUAGCAUGUAUGCUAGCUUUAAUCAAAACUAGUGGACGUUUAAUGGAAGAAAUGGAGACGAUGCCUCGAAUGUGAGUUGGAAAGAAAGAAGGGAAAAAAUAUUGUUUUUCUGAGAGAAACUUUGGCACAGUCACAAUUCGAAGGUCUAAUAAACUUGAUGUUGUUGUGUAGCUGCAGUGCAGGUUGUGUUGGUGUUACAUGAAGUCUCUGGUGUU